Messenger RNA from Notothenia coriiceps (black rockcod), 13843 nucleotides. RefSeq names its product low density lipoprotein receptor-related protein 2b (gene lrp2b). NCBI's taxonomy places the organism in Eukaryota, Metazoa, Chordata, Actinopteri, Perciformes, Nototheniidae. The record is from RefSeq and is a predicted model, not a curated record. Gene Ontology annotation, cellular component: apical plasma membrane; signaling receptor complex; plasma membrane. Gene Ontology annotation, molecular function: protein binding; hormone binding; calcium ion binding. Gene Ontology annotation, biological process: receptor-mediated endocytosis.
AUGGACCUAAAAGGGCUUCAUCUUCUGUUUCUCCUACUGCUGUCCCAAGGAAUUCAUCUUGCUCAAGGAAGUUGUGGCAGUGGAGAGUUUCAAUGCACUUCUGGACAAUGCAUCAACAAAGCUUGGAGGUGUGAUGGGACUAAAGACUGUGCAGAUGACUCAGAUGAGCUGAACUGUCCACCUCCAUCAUGCACCUCGCAGGAGUUUAAGUGUGUAACAAGCGGUGAAUGCAUCUCUUCGGGAUUUGUCUGCGACGGAGAGGAAGAUUGUAUUGAUGGAUCAGAUGAACAAAGAACUUGUGGUGGGCAGACCUGCAGCCCGGACCAGUUCACCUGCCAGGAGGGCCAGUGUGUCCCCAGCAAAUACAGAUGUGACCACGUAAAGGACUGCGUGGACAACUCUGAUGAGAACAACUGCAACUAUCCCCCUUGUACUGAGAAGACGUGUGCCAAUGGGGCCUGUUACAACAACACUCAGCACUGCAAUGGGCUGCAGGACUGUAGAGAUGGCUCUGAUGAAUUCAACUGCACGACACAGCACUGUCCCAUCCACCAGUAUGAGUGUGCAAACGGCUACUGUAUCCCUCGUCCGUUUGUCUGUGACCACUGGGAUGACUGCGGGGACAACAGCGAUGAGCAAGGCUGUGCGUACCAGAGCUGUAGUGGCGGUGAGUUCACAUGUUCGAGUGGCCGCUGUAUUCCUCAGCGCUGGGUGUGUGACGAGUUCAACGACUGUGGGGACUUCAGUGAUGAGAGAGGAUGUGAUAGUAACUCUCGAUCCUGUUACCCUGGCGAGUGGGGAUGCCCGGGCUCGACAUUGUGUAUACCAGUGGGCAAAGUGUGUGACGAAAAACCUGACUGUCCUGGAGGAACCGAUGAGACCAACGCCACAGCACAGCAAACCUGCAGCCUUGACCAAUGCUCUGCCUUGAGUUGUGAGUACCUGUGCCACCCGUCUCCUCAGGGGGGGGCCUGCUACUGCCCUGAUGGUUUCACUGUAGCCAACGACAGCCGUUCCUGUGUAGACUAUAAUGACUGUCAAAUCUGGGGGAUCUGUGACCAGCUGUGUGAAGAUCGUCCUGGAACACACCACUGUAGCUGUGCUGAUGGAUACUUCUUGGAGCAGGGUCACGUGUGCAAAGCCAAUGUGUCAGCUGGAUUGCCACAGCUCAUUUUCACCAACGGGGGUGAUGUGAUGAUGGCGGAUAUACAUGGACGUUUUGUCAGAACUCUGGUGCCGUCCCAGGGCAAAGGUUAUGCUGUAGGUGUGGCAUAUCACUGGCACAGCGACACAGUCUUCUGGAGUGAUACAAACACCAAAAAGGUGUACUCUGCGAACUACAAUGGGGGGAACAUUAAGGAGGUUCUGACUGCUGCAGUCCAGAAUGUACAGAACCUCGCUUUGGACUGGAUCAACUUCAAACUCUACGUCCUCGAGGCUAUGAUGGAGCGUAUCGACAUGUGCGACUUUGAUGGAGGGAAUCGGGUCACACUGGUGGCUGAAAACCUGCAGACUCCUCACGGCCUGGUCCUGGACCCCACAGUGGGCUACAUGUUCUUCACAGACAUGGGCGUUUCCAGUGAGCAGAUGAAGCUCGAACGCGCCUUCAUGGACGGCAGUAAUCGUAUUGAGCUGGUGAAGAAGGGACUGGGCAUUCCAACAGGAAUCACCUUAGAUAUCGUGACUCAGAGGGUCUACUGGUCCGACAGCCACUUUGACACGGUGGAGACCGUCACCUACAGCGGCCUGGACAGGAAAAUGGUACUAAAUGGUGCAACCCAGGCUCCACAUCCUUUUGGAAUUGCUGUGUUUGAAAACAACGUGUUCUUCACGGACUGGACCAAGAUGGGUGUGGUUAGAGCCAACCGGUUCAACGGCAGCAACCCAGCUCUCCUCUAUCGCACUGCCAAGCGCCCCGGCCAUGUUGUAGUGUCACACCCUGCCCUGCAACCCGUUGUGAUGAACCCCUGCGGCCGACACAACGGAGGCUGUCAGCAGAUUUGUGUGUUGAGUCACCGCUCCGACAAUGAUGGUCUGGGCUUUCGCUGCAAGUGUAGCCAUGGUUACGACCUGCAUUCAGACCGCCGGACCUGCUAUAAGGUGAAGGACUUCCUGUUGUUGGCCACCUCUCUGGGGGUGCGGGCCAUCCCACUGAACUUGUCCCUGCAGGAGGACAUCGCCCUGCCCCUCUCUGGGCUCGGGACGUCUUUCUUUGGCUCAGCUGUGGAGUUUGACGGCAAAGAGGAAGCCAUUUUCUACAACGACAGGUCCAGAGGCCUCGUCUAUAAGUCCAACCUCAAUGGCACUGUCCAACAGAUCUUAACGGGUUACAGAGUGGGAAUAAUUGACGCCAUGGCUUACGACUGGACCUCUAAGGUCUUGUUUUGGACCACGAGCACUUACAAGUCGGUGGUGGCCUUCAGAGUCGCAGACAAGUCGAGACGAGACGUUGUGACGGGAUUAAGGAACCCAAAAGGAAUCGCAGUGCAUCCCAGUGCUGGCUACUUGUUCUGGUCUGACUGGUACCGUCCCGCGGUCAUCAUGAAAGGCUUCACAGACGGCAGCAACGCAGUUCCUCUGGUCAACACAACGCUGGGAUGGCCGUGUGGACUUUCUGUUGACUACGUGAUGGACCGGCUGUACUGGGUGGAUUACCAGUUGGAACAGAUUGGUCACAUUGGCAUCGAAGGAUACGACAGACAAACGUUUACCAAUAUCGGCCAGAUCACACAACCCUACUCCCUAACCAUCUAUUCAGACUACCUGUAUGUAGCUGAUGUAAGGACCAGAGGAGUAUUCGAGAUGAGGAAGAGGGAUGGAGGAGGAAACAUCAUGAUCAGACAAGGAGUCACCGGCAUCAUGAACGUCAAGGCCUACACAGCUGACCUGCACAGCGCUAUCACCAGCCGCUGCAAUGUGGUGGCCAACGGGCUCUGCAGCCACUUCUGUUUCCCGACCCCCUCCUACAGUCGAGUGUGUGGCUGUCCAUAUGGCAUGAAACUUCAGGCCAAUCAGAGGGACUGCAUCAAAGACGAUUCUGUUCCCCCACCUGAUAACAACUGUGGAGACCUCGCCUUUGAGUGUGAUGAAGGACGCUGCAGGCCCAACUCCUACCGCUGUGACGGAAUUAGUGAUUGUGUUGAUAAGUCUGAUGAGGCCAACUGCACCGAUACAGGAGCGACCUGCUCUCCGAACGCGUUCACCUGCAACAACAAGCACUGUAUCCAUUCCGGUUGGCGCUGUGAUGGCAUGGAUGACUGCGGGGACGGCUCUGAUGAGACGAACUGUCCCACUCGUCUUCCCACCACGUGUGACCCCAGCUACUUUACCUGUGAUAACAACAGGUGUAUCUCUAAAAUAUGGUUGUGUGACGGUGACAACGACUGCGGCGACGGCUCGGAUGAACACAACUGCAAUUCGACCAUCACUACAUGCUCUCCAAACUACUUCCUGUGUCCCGACCACCGCUGCAUUUUCAACUCCUACGUGUGCGAUGGAGACCAGGAUUGUCUUGAUGGCUCUGAUGAGAAAAACUGUGAGUACGCCUGUGCCUCCCAUGAGUUUGCCUGUGCCAGUGGGGACCAGUGCGUCAGUUCCACAUAUCAGUGUGACGGAGUGUUUGACUGCAGGGACCAUUCUGACGAGCGAGACUGUCCCACCCGAGGUCCAGGCCUCUGCCACGAUGAGGAGUUCCAGUGCCAGACGGAUGGUUUCUGCAUCCCAAAGGAGUGGGAGUGUGACGGCCAUCCAGACUGCGAGGACGCGUCUGACGAACACAACUCCUGCGCCCCUAUCACCUGCAGGCCCAACUAUUUCCAGUGUACCAACAAGAUAUGCAUCCCAGCAAGCUGGUUGUGUGACGGCGACAACGACUGCCGGGACAUGAGUGAUGAGCAGAACUGCCCCACCCCUCCAUUCAGCUGCCCCUCUGGACAGUGGCAGUGCCCCACGGACCUGCUGUGCAUCGACCUGGACAAGGUGUGCAACGGCCAGAGGGACUGCCCCAAUGGAGCCGAUGAGUCGCCUAUUUGCAACCAAGAUGACUGUGGGCUGAACAACGGGGGCUGCAGUAACGGCUGUGUCCAAGGACCGUUUGGGGCUCAGUGCACCUGUCCGUCAGGAUUUCAGCUUCUCAACGACUCCAAGACCUGCGAAGACAUCGACGAGUGUCUGAUCCCAGGUUUCUGCAGCCAGCAGUGCUUCAACGAGAGAGGAAGCUUCCGGUGCUACUGCUCAGAGGGUUACAUCCUAGAGCCUGAUGGGCGCACCUGUAAAGCUGCAGACCCAGGAGCAGCUACACUUCUGGUUGCCAAGCGAAGCCAGAUCAUCGCCAAUCGGAUCAACAUGAGACCCCCCCUGUUGCGUCCAGUUGUCAGCGGUUCGAGCAUCGUGACUGUGGACUUUGAUCGUGUAACUUCCAGAAUAUACUGGGCAGAUGCCUCGCAGAAGAAGAUAUGGAGUGCCUACCAGAACGGCACCGACAGACGGGAAGUGUUCUCCACCGGUCUGAUGGUACCAGAGAGUAUAGCUGUGGACUGGGUGGGGCGGAACCUUUAUUGGACCGACUCUGUGAUGGAGAACAUUGAGGUCUCAACUCUGGACGGUCGCUUUCGGAAAGUCCUUCUCACCAAGAAUGUUACCAGCCCCCGGGGACUGGUUUUAGACCCCCGAAACUACAGCGAUAACAAAAAACUCAUCACACUGUCAUUCCUCGCUCCAUUCACCAACCUUGAUGUUCUGGUCGACUGGGGUCAGAACCCCAGGCAUCGAGCGGGCCGGGAAACAGACCAUGGAUUGGAGCAUGAGAAAGGUCAUCGUCAGCCCACAAACCUCUUACUGGAGCCCAACGGGCCUCGCCCUGGACUACACCACCGCAGGCAUCCAACCAUGCAGAGAGCACCGUGCACUCAGCUGUGUCUGCUGGCAGGCCUCAGACCCCGUCUACACUGCCACUGUCAGUGCUGGAAGCUCGAUGCCGAAAAACGCACCUGGUCAAAAGAUGACACUCCCUUCUUGAUGGUGGUGAGAGAUUCUGUGAUUAUUGGCAUUCCCCUGGACCCCGCUGACCCUUCCAACAAUGCAAUGGCCCCAGUGUCCGGCAUCAGCCAGGGGCGGGACAUCGACUUCGACGACCAGCUGCAGUUAAUCUAUUGGGUCCAAAGCACUGGUUCUAUAUGGCAAGUGAAGACCAGCGGUACCAACAGGUCUGAGUUUGCUCCAGCUGCUUUCAUGGGCUCGCCGUCUGGUCUGGCUUUUGAUUGGAUAGGCCGGAUUAUGUAUUACACCAAUCCCACUGUGAAGACCAUAGAGGUUAUCCGUGUGGAUGGAGUCCAGCACUACAGGAAGACCCUCAUCACCUUCACUGGUAAACCUGAGGGAGCAGGAGAGCCCAUUGGAAUAGCCCUGGAUCCAGCCCGAGGGAAAUUGUUUUGGACAGAUAAGGGGUCAGACAAUGGAGUUCCCCCAAAGGUUGGCAGUGCUGAUAUGGACGGGGGGAAUCCCAGGAACCUCUACACAGAGAACCUGGCCAACAUAGGAUACAUCGCUGCUGACAUCUCCACCAGGAAACUCUACUGGGGUGUUUCGGGCUCAGGGGUGAUUGAGAGUGGUACCAUGGAUGGAGUCACCCGGAUGGCGGUGGUGAACGGCCUGUCCCACCCAUGGGGGCUGACGAUCCACGAGAACCACCUCUACUACACCGACCUGGACUACGAGGUCAUCGAGAGGGUGGACAAGGACAACGGGGCCAACAUGGUGGUGAUGAGGAGCGGCAUGUCUGGCCUGCGCGCCCUAAAAGUGCACGCCAGAGACAAUUCAGCAGGGACCGCCAACGCCUGCAGCUCCAACAACGGGGGCUGUCUCCACCUCUGUCUUCCAACACCAGACAAUAAGAAGACCUGUGCCUGCACUACAGGAUUCAACCCUUCUCCAGACGGCUCCCGCUGUGAACAAUAUGAGUCGUUUGCAAUUGUCUCCACAUCAAAGUACAUCCGUGGCUUCCACAUAAACAGCUCCGACCACUCCGAGGCUAUGGUGCCUGUCGGCGGACCUUCCUACUCCGUUAAAGGCAAGUUGGACCUCCAUAUUGAAUCUGGCUUUGUGUACUGGAGUGACAACAGCACCUCCACCUCAUACAGGGGCAUCUUCAGGGCCAAGACAGACGGAGGAAGAUACAGCACUGUCCUCAACUCUGGCAUUGGAAAAGGAGGCAUUCAGGGCUUUGCUGUAGACUGGAUUGCAGGUAACCUAUACUUUACCAAUGCCUUCGAAGGCGAGACAUUCCUGGAGGUGCUUGCCAUCAACACCACGUACCGGAUGAUUCUCCUCAAGUCUUCGCAGGACCAGCCUCGUGACGUGGCUGUCAGCCCUAAACUCCGCUACCUCUUCUGGACUGAUGGUGGCCAAACACCCAAAAUCGAGCGAGCCUCGCUGGACGGCACAAACCGCACUGUGUUGGCUUCAGAAAGCUUAGCGUCCCCUCGUGGCCUGACCAUUGAUUACACCAAUGAUUUCCUCUACUGGACAGAUGACGUUCUUGAUAUGAUCUCCAGAAUGGCCGUAGACGGCACACAGAGACAGAUUGUUCGGUACGGGAGCCGGUAUCCGUCUCCAACAGGGAUGGCUAUAUUUGGAAACUACAUGCUGUGGGUGGAUCAAAAGCUAGGGAAGCUCCUACAGGCCAGUAAGGACCCGGCCAAUACCGACCAGCCAGAGGUUAUUUUGGAUAAUCUUGACGGGCUGAUGGAUGUCUCUAUCUUUGAUGCUCAUGUCCAGCCGACAUCAGCCAACCAGGUGGGCUUCAACCCGUGUCAUGAAGAUAAUGGACGCUGCCAGCAGCUCUGCUUCGCCCUGCCAGGCCAGGAGGCUCCGAAAUGUGGCUGUGCUCAUGGGUCACUCCUUAAUAACGGAGUAACAUGCGGUUACGGACUGGACGAGUUUCUAGUUUUCACCACAGACUUCACGCUGAAUAGCAUGAGGUUAGAUCCUGCAGAUCACAGCACCCCCUAUCCAACCGUGAACUUAGGCUACAACUUGAUGGCUUUGGAUUAUGACUUCAAAGAGAAGAGAAUUUUCUUCACCCAGAGUUUGGGAAUUGGUCGGAGCAGAAUUGGCUACGUCACCACAACAUCCAUCACCACCCCGCCUGUCAUUCUGGCUACAAAUUUGGAUGACCCAGAGGGAUUGGCGUAUGAUUGGGUGAACAAGCGUCUCUACUUCACUGACUACUACAGCCGCACUGUCCAAUCUAUAGGGGCGGAUGGGACGAACCGCUCAACCAUCGCCCAUGCAAACCGUCCCAGAGGCAUCAUUGUUGACCCCUGCUACGGCUACCUGUACUGGACUGACUGGGGCUAUCCAGCUAAGAUUGAGAGGGCCACACUGGGGGGAAACUUCCAGACCUCCAUCAUCAACACCAGCCUGUCCACGCCCAACGGCCUGUCUCUGGAUUACGAGGAGAGGAUGCUCUACUGGGCUGACUCCUCAUUAGACAAAAUUGAGAGGGCCACUCUGACUGGGGAGAACCGACAAGUGAUCGUGCAGGGGGCCCAGUACCCGUACGCCAUGACCGUCUUCAAACAGGAUAUCUUCUGGACCGACUGGACUGAGAGAGCCGUCUUUAGGGCAGGGAAGGACGAUGGCUCUGACUUUGCAGUGCUGGCCCAGGACAUGCAGUACCGACCAAACGACAUCCAUGUUUAUUCCGCGUCGAAGCAGGAGAGCUGCAACAGCUCCUGUCAGCAGUUCAACGGAGGCUGCAGCAAUAUCUGUGUUUCUGGUCCGCUGGGCCCUGAGUGCCAGUGUCCUCAUGAGGGGAAGUGGUACCUGGCCAACAACGGCAAAGACUGUGUCAAAGACACGGGGAAACGCUGCGAGCCAGAUCAGUUCACCUGUCUCAGCGGUGACUGCAUCUCAGCGCGCUGGAAGUGUGACGGCUACAACGACUGCUACGAUAACUCAGAUGAGCUGGAGAGAGUGUGUGGUGAGAGAAGAGGUUUAAUCUGACUGAAACAUGUAACGACUGUUUUCUGUUGCUCCUCCUGCUCAGCCUUCCACACCUGCUCCGCCAUGGACUUCACCUGUGACAAUGGCCGCUGCGUGCCGAUGAGCUACGCCUGUGACUACACGGACGACUGUGGUGACAACAGUGACGAACGAGGGUGCCCCUUCCCCACCUGUAACCCCUCCACAGAGUUCACCUGCACCAACGGGCGCUGCAUCAGUGCAGCCUUUGUCUGUGACGGACACAACGACUGCCGAGACAACACCACCUCCGACGAGAUCAACUGCCCUGACAGGACGUGUCCUGCAGGGCAGAUCAAGUGUGAACGCAACAACAUCUGCAUCGACCCUGAGAACCUGUGUGAUGGCUACAACAACUGUGGAGACAACAGCGAUGAGAAUCCUCUCUUCUGCGCGGGUCACACAUGCUCUCCGGAUCAGUUCAGGUGCGAUGGAGGGAAGUGUAUCCCAGACUUUUGGGUGUGUGAUUCCGUCCGAGACUGCAAUGACGGGACAGAUGAACCUCUCUCCUGCAAGGAUCAAAUCAAAACAUGCGGCCCAAGCCAGUUCACCUGUACAAAUGGAAACUGCAUCCCCCAGUUAUUGGUCUGCGAUGGCAACAACGACUGCUGGGACGACAGUGACGAGGCUCCAGAGCUGCAGUGCGGCCAACGCACCUGCAGUUCGGACCAGUUCACCUGUCUGACCUGGUUCCCCGGCUACCCGCGCUGUGUGCCGUUAAGCUUUGUGUGUGAUGGGGACAAAGACUGCGCCAACGCGGCCGAUGAGCUCCAGAACUGCCCCAACCGCACCUGCCACAUGAAUGAGUUUGCCUGUUCCAACGGGCUCUGCAUCUUCCUCCCCUACCACUGCGACCGUGUGAAUGACUGCGGGGACGGCAGUGAUGAGUUGGGCUGUAGCUAUGACACCUGCAGCAGCAGCGAGUUCACCUGCAGUAACGGCGCCUGCACCCCCGCCUCCUUCGCCUGCGACGGGGAGAGCGACUGCAUGGACGGCUCGGAUGAGGCCGACAGCUUGUGCGUCACGACCCAGCCCACCUGUGCUCCCACGCAGUACAUGUGCAAGUCAGGCGAGUGUAUCGACAUCAACAAGGUGUGCAACGGACAGAAGGACUGCCAGGACAACAGCGACGAGAAAGGAUGCGGAAUCAAUGAGUGCCGUAGCCCGUCAGUCCACAAGUGUGCGCAGCUGUGCACCGACACCCUCACCGGGUUCUACUGCUCCUGCAACGCCGGCUACCGACUCAUGCCCGAUGGCAAAGCGUGCGAGGACCUCGAUGAGUGUACCAGCACACCCGCCGUCUGCAGCCAGGUCUGCGAGAACACUGUCGGGUCGUACCACUGCAAAUGUGCCCCGGGGUACCUCCGUGAACCGGACGGACGCACCUGUCGUCAGAACAGUGGCAUUGCGCCCUACCUGUUGUACAGCAACCGCUACUACAUCCGAAAUAUAACCACCGAUGGGUCACAUCUGAGUAUCGUCCUGCAGGGGCUCUCCAAUGUAGUGGCUUUAGAUUUUGACGACCAAGAGAAGAGGCUUUAUUGGCUGGACGCGGGGACGGGGAAGAUUGAGAGGAUGCGUUUUGACGGGACUGACAGGGAGACGUUGAAAGACGAUGCAAGAGAAGUUGAAGGCCUGGCGCUGGACUGGGUGGGCAGGAAGUUGUACUGGGUGGACGGUUAUUACGGUUCGGUUCAUGUGAUGGAGCUGGAUGGGCGCUACCAGAAGAGACUGCUGUCAGGAGAAUUCACAGAAGGAAAUACAACUUAUGUCAUCAGCCGACCUCGUGCUGUGGCUGUUAACCCGAAAUAUGGAUGGCUGUACUGGACUGACUGGGGUGACACAGCAUAUAUCGGCAGAGUCGGCAUGGAUGGAAGCAACAUCAGUGCCAUCAUCACAACCAAGCUGGAGUGGCCCAACGCUCUGACCAUCGACUACACCACCAACAAGAUCUUCUUCGCUGAUUCCCACCUGAACUUUCUGGAUUUUGCCGACAUGGACGGCAAGAACCGCCACCGGGCCAUUGCUGGUACACUUCCUCAUGUCUUUGCUGCUUCCCUGUUUGAGGACUGGGUCUACUGGACGGACUGGAACACACACACAGUGGAGAAGGCUCACAAGUACACAGGAGAGCAGCGCACGACCAUGGGCAACAACACGCAUCGGCCCUAUGACAUCCGCGUCUCCCACCCCUACAGGCAGCCUCGCAGUGAAAACCCCUGCUCCUCCCAUUACCUGACCUGCAGUCACCUGUGUCUGGUUGCCCCCGGCGGGGAGAGAGCUACCUGCCAGUGUCCAGAUCACUUCAUCGGCCUCGCUGUGGGCUUCAAGAUCCAGUGUGUCGCUGACUGCUCAAGCACGCAGUUCAGAUGCGGGGACAACGAGAAGUGUGUUUCUAUAUGGUGGAAGUGUGACGGCCAGUCAGAUUGUGGUGACGGCUCAGAUGAACCUCAGACCUGCCCGCCCCGUUUCUGCCCCAUCGGCCAGUUCCAGUGUCAGGAUGGAAACUGCACCUACCCCGGCUUCCUCUGCGACGGCCACUCCGACUGCCCUGACAGCUCAGAUGAGGAUGCAGCUCUCUGCAGUGACCACCGAUGCCAGGAAAACCAGUUCCAGUGUAAGAACAAGAAGUGCAUCCCAGUCUCCUGGCACUGCGACGGAGUGAAUGACUGUGGGGACGGCAGCGACGAAGACGCAGACAUGUGCUCGCAGAGGACCUGCACACCGGGACAGUUCCGGUGUGCUAACGGACGCUGUCUGCCGUCCAGCUACGUGUGCGACGCCCAGGACGACUGUGGGGACGGAUCUGAUGAGCCGUAUGAAACCUGCAUGGGUCCGGACUACAAGUGUGAUGCGGACACUGAGUUCUCCUGUAAGACAAACUACCGCUGUGUCCCUCAGUGGGCUCGCUGCGACGGCACCAACGACUGCAUCGACAACAGCGACGAGCAGGGCUGCGAGGAGGUGACCUGUGAUCCUCUGGGAGAUUUCCGAUGUGACAACCACCGCUGUGUCCCCAUCCGCUGGCAGUGUGACGGCAGCGACAACUGUGGGGACGGCUCGGAUGAAAGGAACUGCCAGCCGAGGCCUUGCUCUGAGAGUGAGCAUCGAUGUGACGACGGACAGUGCAUCCCUGGAAACUGGGUCUGUGACUAUGACAACGACUGUGGGGACAAUUCGGAUGAACGGGACUGUGAGUUUCAGACGUGUCGCCCAGGAUCCUUCCAGUGUGGCUCAGGUCACUGUGUCCCCGCCGCGCUGCAGUGUGACGGCCGGCCCGACUGCCAGGACCUGUCGGAUGAGACCAGCUGUCCUACUCGUUACCCAGGAGGCCGUUGGUGUCCUCAGAAUGAGUUCCAGUGUGCGAACCGUCUGUGUGUGAGCCAGAGCUGGGUGUGUGACGGAGAAGAUGACUGCGGGGACCGCUCCGACGAACAGCUCACUUUAUGCUUGAGCGUCACCUGCGAGCUGCCGUUCAGGUUCCGCUGUGCAAACGGCUACUGCCUCUACUCCGGCCUGAUGUGCAACCAGAAGGACGACUGUGGGGACGGCAGCGACGAGAAGGAAGAACUCUGCCGCGAGCCCACGCUGCCGCCCUGCACUCUGGAAGAGUUUAAAUGCACCAACGGACACUGUGUGGCCCUGCCGUACGUCUGUGACCACAACGACAACUGUGGGGACCGCACCGAUGAAUUAGGCUGCAAUUUUGGCCAAGAUCGCAACUGUGAUGAGAAGCUGUGCCAGCACGAGUGCACCAACCUGAACGGCACCGGCUUCAUCUGCUCCUGCCGGCCCGGAUACACCGUGGACCCAGUCAGCACCUACACAUGCAUGGACAUCGAUGAGUGCGAGGUGUUCGGCACCUGCCCUCAGGUCUGUAAGAACACCAAGGGCGGCUACGACUGUGAGUGUUCCCAAGGCUACCGGAAAGUGGGCAACGGAAACAUGUGCGAGGCUGAGGGAACGACCCCCCUGCUGCUUCUUCCGGAGAACAUUCGUAUCCGGAGGUUCAACCUGCAGACGGAGGCCUACCACGACUUCCUCCGAGAAGAGGAGCACAUCAUGGCCCUGGACUACGACUGGGACCACAACGACACCGGACUCAGUGUGGUGUACUUCACUGUAGCCGGUAAGGACUCUGCAGCGGGGGCCAUUAAGAGAGCGUACAUCCCCUCAGUGGACGAUGGCAGCAACAACAUCGGUGCUGCUGUCGACCUCGGCAUUAAAUACAUCACCACACCAGACGGCAUCGCUGUGGACUGGGUGGGCAGGAACCUCUACUGGGCAGACUCCAGGGUGAAGAGGUUAGAGGUGGCCAUGUUGGACGGACGCUACAGAAAACAACUAGUCAAGACUGAUCUGGGACAUCCGUCUGCUGUGGCCGUCAACCCACGACUGGGGAUGUUGUACUGGGCGGACCGUGGGGAAGCUGCCAAGAUCGAGUGCUCCUGGCUGGAUGGGCAGGAGAGGAAAGUCCUGGUGAGCGACGGCCUGGGUUGGCCGACUGGUCUGUCAAUCGACUUCACCAACGGCGACAGAGUCUACUGGUCGGACUCCAAGGAGAGCCGCAUAGAGUCUGUUCUGCCCUCAGGAGAGGGACGCAGAACUGCCGUCUACAUCGAUGUGAGGAACCCCUUCAGUGUGAGUGUGUUCGAGGAUCACGUUUAUUGGAGCACUCAGGAGAAAGGCGAAGUGUUUCGGCAGGACAAAUUUGGCCGCGGAUCAAAAACCAAGCUGCUGACCGCGGGGCCGUGGCUGACCCAGGUCUCUGUGUACCAGCAGCAGAGAUACAACUCACUAGAUAUGAAGAGUCCGUGUAAGGGAACCUGCAGCCACCUGUGUCUGCUCCGGCCGGGGGGGUACACCUGCGCCUGCCCCCAGGGGACCAGCCUCAUCCCCGGCAGCCACACCGAGUGUGAUGCAGGUUUUGAUCCCCCGCCCACCAUGCCCCCACAGUGUCAGUGUCAAAAUGGAGGCACCUGUUACUUUGAUGACAACAAGGCUCUCUGCAAAUGUCCUCCAGAGUGGACGGGAGAUUACUGCCAGAAAAACAAAUAUGACGCGGUCACAUCCUCAAUUGGCAUAGCGAUCGGGGUGACAGCAUUGAUCGUGGUUCUGCUGGGAGCUCUGGUCUAUGCUGCCAGGAAGAAGUCCAGCCUGUUAAGCCUUCUGCCCAGUAUGCCCUCGAUGCCGUCCAUGCCCUCCAUGCCCAACCUGCCAAGCUUCAGAAAUAGUGCGUCUCCAAAUGCAUCGAGAACAGAGGAGAGUGAAGCGGGGCUGAAUUGUGAAGCGGUUCCCUGUAUGUCGGUGUCCAUGUUGGAAACAGACGUGAAGAGUUUUGAGAACCCGGCAUAUCAAGUUGAAGAACAACCUCCUUCCACGAGCGCAGUGGCAGCUACCUCCGCAAACGAGCGGAACAUGAUGAACCCUUUGUAUGUGGAGGAAGUUAAAGUUGUGGACGAGCCCUCGAGAAGUGCAAACACACCCACUGUCAACAUGGAGCCUUUUGAGAACCCGUCAUUCGGCUCAGACGUGGAAGAUAUCGACGUCGCUUCUACCCAACAACCUGCUUCCAGCAUACAGCGGUUGGAACCCAUUGAUGAUGAGAGUUUUGGGUCUUUCCAAAACCCCACAUACGCUGAGCAAAGACCAGAUUCGGACAUUUGACUCGACCUCGUCAUCAGAGAUUAAACUGGAUGGCGUUCAGGACUGAAAACUCGUCAUUUCCUUUGGAGGGAGGAUGCAGAACAAAUCAACCAAAACAUUUUGUAAAAGAAAGAAAAUGAAUGAAAUUAUUUAAUGUGAGAUUUGUUUUUAUUAU